GUCAUCAUCAUCAUCACUAUGAAUUAAAACGUACUAUCUCCUCCUCCUCUUCCUCGGCAUCUAUCUUUCAAGAAACAUAUCCCAAAACGUACAGAACUCUACACUUUCUCUUCACUAUUCCCAUUCCAGACCGACAAACACAAUCAUCGUAUCAUCGGAAUAUCGAGAAGUCAGAUGGGAAUAGUUGAGGAUGCCCACAACGUAAGAGUGGUGGGGUCGGGGCCGCGGACGGUGGUGCUGGCCCACGGCUUCGGCACGGACCAGUCGGUGUGGAAGCACUUGGUUCCGCACCUGGUGGACGGCUGCCGGGUGGUGCUGUUCGACAACAUGGGCGCCGGCACCACUAACCCCGACUACUUUGACUUCGACCGUUACGCCACGCUGGAAGGCUACGCCUAUGACGUCAUCGCCAUCCUCGAGGAGCUCCAGGUCGAGUCCUGCGUCUACGUCGGCCACUCCGUCUCCGCCAUGAUCGGCGUCAUCGCCUCCGUCGCCCGCCCUGACCUUUUCACCAAGCUCCUCACCAUCUCCGCCUCUCCCAGGUAUUUGAACGAUGUGGACUACUACGGAGGAUUUGAGCUAGAAGAUUUGGAGCAACUAUUCGAUGCGAUGCGAUCAAACUACAAGGCAUGGUGUUCAGGGUUUGCACCAUUGGCCGUUGGAGGGGACAUGGAUUCCGUGGCAGUGCAAGAGUUCAGUCGGACAUUGUUCAACAUGCGACCUGACAUAGCUUUGAGUGUGCUCCAAACCAUAUUCCGCAGCGACCUGCGACAUGUGUUGAGUCAUGUGACGGUGCCAUGUCACAUCAUUCAAAGCAUGAAGGAUUUGGCGGUGCCGGUGGUGGUGGCCGAGUAUCUUCACCGGAACCUUAGUUGUGAGUCCGUCGUGGAGGUGAUGUCCACCGACGGCCAUCUGCCGCAACUCAGCUCACCAGAUGUUGUGGUCCCCGUGAUUCUUAGGCACAUUCAACAUGAUAUACAGACCCAAAAAUGAGAAUGGGGUCUAAGAUCGAUCCAAUCAACUGUAAUGCAUGUACAAAUUGUUUCAUUGUUAGUACGAAUAUUUUAAUUCUGCAUUUCCUUGACGUGUUCACUUGAUUGAAUAAUAGCCUAGACUCGUUCAAAUUAAAUCAUUAUGGUUCAAUUCA
Molecule: messenger RNA, 1147 nt
Organism: Ipomoea triloba (trilobed morning glory)
Lineage: Eukaryota; Viridiplantae; Streptophyta; Magnoliopsida; Solanales; Convolvulaceae
Product: probable esterase KAI2
Exons: 2
Coding region: 175-993 (272 amino acids)
Biological process (GO): response to karrikin
Source: RefSeq, a predicted model, not a curated record